UCAUGCCGCCCUCUCUCGACUUCUAAGAUAUGCGGAUUAACGUAUAUGGGAAAUGCACGCGAAGUGUUUGAAGAAAUGCCAAGCUGAGAGAGAUGCCCAAAAACCCAUUUAAUCUUCUUCCUUCCUUAAAACUCAGAGCAACAUCGCAGGGCAUAAAAAGGUAUGGGGGAUCACUUUGUUUUGCUGGUUGAUCGGUUGUUGACGGAGUCGACAUUAGGAGCAGCAAUCGAGAGUCGAAGGCAGUUGAUGGAAGCGACAUCGUCUUCUUCCACAGAUGAUUUGAAGAGGAAUAAGUCAACCUUAGAAAUGGAGUUCGAAGAUAUACUUUCUUCAAAGAAAAUGGUGGAAUGUAGAAUAUGUCAGGAUGAGGAUGAAGACUCGAACAUGGAAACGCCUUGCUCGUGCCGUGGUAGCCUUAAGUACGCGCAUCGAAGAUGCAUACAGAAGUGGUGUAAUGAGAAGGGUAACACAGUUUGUGAAAUAUGCCAACAGCAAUUCAAGCCAGGCUACACGGCUCCUCCUUCGUUAUUUGAAAUGAGACGUAUCCCAAUGAACUUCAGAGGGAACUGGGAGAUGUCUAGAAGGGACUCGGAUAGUCCUACCUAUAUAACAAUGGUAUCAUCAAACCGUAAUGUGGCUGAUUCCGAUUAUGAUGAGAUAGCAGCUUCUGCUGCAAGCAGUGUCCUAUGCUGUCAUUCAAUUGCUAUCACCUUCAUGGUUCUUCUGGUGUUGAGGCACAUUCUUCCCCUCAUGUUUAAUGAAACCAGUGAUUACUCUUUUCCUAUGCUUCUGUUGAUAUGCCUGCGAAUUUUCGGGAUCUGCCUACUGAUAUACGUUAUGUUCAAAGUCGUCACUGCGGUGCAUCGUCGUCGACUUCUCCUGCCUACGUCUUCUAGCUCACCCAUUAGUUCAUCCAGCAUAGCUCGGAGUUCGACGUCCCAAUCGCCCCAACCUCAGCCUAACUUUAUCCGUGUUUGAUGAGUUUUGUACGAGCUUGGAGAAACUCGAUUUCAAGGCUGAAAAACGGUGUAGCUGUGGUUAUCCAAUGCAAAAGGUUUCAUGGCUGUGGCGUUUCUCAGCUUCAAGUGGAAAAUCACAUUGUAAAGGAUAGAAGAGAGAAUAUUUAUCAAGAAAAAAAAUGCUCUUAGAUGUUUGAAAUUGUUAUGCAGUUAAUUAAAUCAUUACUCUUUUAGAAUUUCUCUGUACAGAUAGAGAGAGAAAAUACAAAAUGAAAGAUAUCUAUAUAUCUAUAUAUA
This is a messenger RNA of Cucurbita moschata (crookneck pumpkin), 1256 nucleotides long. Its product is annotated as E3 ubiquitin-protein ligase MARCH8-like. The coding region runs from base 163 to 978 and encodes 271 amino acids. Gene Ontology annotation, biological process: protein ubiquitination. The transcript is spliced from 8 exons. NCBI's taxonomy places the organism in Eukaryota, Viridiplantae, Streptophyta, Magnoliopsida, Cucurbitales, Cucurbitaceae. Gene Ontology annotation, molecular function: ubiquitin-protein transferase activity; zinc ion binding. Gene Ontology annotation, cellular component: membrane. The record is from RefSeq and is a predicted model, not a curated record.